Molecule: messenger RNA, 1158 nt
Organism: Necator americanus (New World hookworm)
Lineage: Eukaryota; Metazoa; Nematoda; Chromadorea; Rhabditida; Ancylostomatidae
Exons: 9
Coding region: 1-1158 (385 amino acids)
Source: RefSeq, a predicted model, not a curated record
AUGGUACCUCAAAUGCCAAUACUAUCGUCUACGUUUGUAACCGAUGGACAAACAACAGCUAUAACAAAACCAACGUCAUCGGGACAACUCAUCUCCAAUACAAUUGGUCAGCUACAAUGUAUGAGCCGCGAUGAUGCCAAACAUUUCAGAUGCAACUUUCCAAGUAACGCGUGCGUUUGCUCACUAGCAACGAAUCAAGCUAAGCUGUACAGCUUUUCCACCGCUUCCUCACCAUACCUAUUGAAAAGGGAGUACGAGGAAGCGGAUACUAUAUCGCCGAAGCUGCUCACUGCUGGACUACAGUGGAUAAUGAGAUCACUUGGUUGGGAAGAAAGGGGCAUACGUGCUGACAAGUACCAACGAAGCGAAGACGAUGCUCAAGGAAUUGAACGAAACACGGAAGAGAAUAGGACUGCGAAUAAACAGAAGUUAAUGAAGAACGCCUACCGCGAGGACGGAGCGUUGCAUCCGAGACGGAUAUACUCGUUUAUACCGACAUUGCUACUACUUUUAACACUCUUGACAGAAAUUGAAGCAGGGACUUUUGAAAAGCUUUGCGCCUCUCCCGGGUUUUUUGGCAAAGGGGUUUUAGAGGUUAAUAGUGAGGAGACGCUGUGCUCGGUGAGGUUCAGGUUUAAAACAAAAAGACAAACAGAUGCUAUCUCUGCAUGCAAGAAGGUCCUUCCGGCUGAAGUAAUUGAAGCUAAAGAGGGAAGUGAAACUGAAUGUGUCUACAAGAAAACCCCAACAGAAUGUCAAGAUGAUGAGGAAACGAUAUUCGGGUACUGUAUGAAACUCGUGCAUAACUCAAUUUAUGAAUUUGCGCCGAAUGGAUGUGGUCCUAAUUACAAUAUCCAUGAGCUGGGAUGGAAAUUAGAGGAGAGGAAGUGGAUUGUUGUUAUAUUCAAACCAAUUUCACGCUCAUAUGUAUGGGUGAGGAAUACUCCAGUGGAUGGUAAAGUAUACGGAAUGAAAGUGCUUUACGAUAGAAACUGCAGUGGAAGAAAUUGUGCUAUCAAACCGACUUCACAAUUAAAACUACGCAUGAAGCCAAGAGGAUUCAGAGGGAAAUAUUAUUAUGGGCAUCAUAAAGAAAAAGUGGACUACCUAUGUUCUAGAGUGGAUCCUGCGUCAUUAAAUACAGAUGUGUGGUUGUAA